UUAAAAAAAUUGUGUUAUACUUUUUUAAAGGUUCGGAGCAAACGAAGGAUGCGAUGUGGGAUCAUAUCGAGGAGAAAUUCUUCACGGCGAUGAACAAGGAAGGCUCCUACUGUACCCGGGACCAACUCACUUCCAAAUGGAGCCACAUCAACCGUAAAGUCCGACAGUUUAUCAGAGUUUACGAGGAAUGCUCCCGGUCCUGGAGGAGCGGGACGAACGACGCCGAUGCUCUCUGGCUUGCCACGACCCGGUAUCAAGAUGACGGGCACCAAGGCAAGGUGCCCAUCGAUCUUUGGAGGAUUUUGAGUUGUUCCCCGAAGUGGCAACAACUCAACAAUCCCAACGGUGGAUCGUCAAAGAAAAGAUCCUCCGUCGACGCCAAGGUUGAGGUCGACGAGACUAUCGGUUCGUCUGAUCAAAUCCCUCCCUUCAACAUUGCGGAUUCCGAUGACGAGGACCCCAUUCCACGGCCGAUCGGAAGAAAGAAGGCAAAAUCCAUUGCUUCGGGUUCGGGAGGGUCCGGCUCUGCUUCCGUUUCUUCUCGCGACGAAAUUGGUCAGGCAAUGGUUGAACAACUUCGGGUGUCCAAUCUUCGAGAAGAAGAGAGGUUGAAGCUAAAAGAGAAGGAGUUGAAGCGAAAGGAGCAAGACGACGAGAUCAAAAUCAUGGAAACCGACCUUUCUACGUUGUCGGAGGCUAGGGAGAUGGGCAUUUUGCGUAUGUUGGAGAUGAUUAAGACGAAGCUAAUGGAAAGGCUAGCUAAAAAAUCAGAGAAUCUGAGAGAUGAUGUAUGCCCGAAGAUUCGAGCUAAAUUGAAAGGGAAGAUUGAGCAUGCACAUAUGUUCACUUCACAUUUCUCUGGAGGGUCUAAAAAAGGAGGUGAAGAGAUUGAAACUCUUAUGAAGAAAAAAAGAACAAAGCAAGGGAUAUUGAAGGAAGCUCUCAGAAAGCAUAUCCCCAAAGCUGCUCCAUGCCAGGGAAAGGAGAAAACAACAACCCAAGUUGCCAAAACAGGAGGAAAGACUAAAGGAAAGAACCCAUCUCAAGAGCUGGUGAACAUAAGGAUGAAAAAUGGCACUUCAGUUACCGAGCAUAUCAACAAGUUGAAUUCGAUCUUAGCCAGACUUUUGUCAGUGGACAUUAAGUUCGAAGAUGAAGUUCAAGCUUUACUACUGUUAUCGUCAUUGCCUGACAGUUGGUCCGGAACUGUUAUAGCAGUUACCAGUUCAGCGGGACCUGACGGAUUCACAUUUGAGAAGAUUCGUGACCUUGUUCUUGGAGAAGAUGUCAGAAGAAGGAGUUCUAGUGAGUCUUCAGAAGAAUCACUAAAUAUCGUUAGAGGCAGAGGAAAUAAUAGAGGUAGUGGGAGCAAGAACAGACGAAGGAGUCAAUCAAAGACUUGGGAUAGCUCAGGCGUAACGUGCUGUAAGUGCAAGGAGGUGGGGCAUUUCAAGAAUCAGUGCCCGAAAGAGGAUAAGCAAGUGAACAUUGUUAGAGGCUCCGCGAGCGACGAGGAUUUGUUUAUCUGCUGUGUGGAGAGUAGUGUGGCUUCUUGGGUCAUGGAUUCUGGUGCUUCAUUUCAUGCUACCCACAGCGGUGAAGCAUUGCAGAAUCUAGUUGUUGGUGACUUUGGAAAUGUACGACUAGCAGAUGACAGAGCUCUUGAUGUGACGAGCAUGGGUGACAUAGUGCUGAAGACCCCAAUCGGUUUCUGGACUUUGAAGAAUGUCAGAGUGGUUCCAACCUUGAAGAAAAGUUUGAUUCUUGUUAGGCAAUUGGACGAACAGGGACACGAGGGAGUGACCGUCCCAGUUAAAAAGAGAAACAAAGUCUGGUUCACAGAGUCUCGUGGGCAGAAUAAGGUUGUCUAUGCAAGAGAGAAACCUAGAGCCACAGGACGGACUCAGGAUGAACGAGCGAGGAAAGGUUCGAGGAGGCCAGUUAGAGGUAUUUAUGGCAGUGGGAGCUCAAGAGGCGCUUCAGCCAAGUUUCCUAGAAGACAGUGGGUCAGGAGAACCAGUAUUCUAACUGUUGGAACAUCUUUAAAAAAUUUCUUGCUGAGUAUGGAGAGUGUUUGUUCUCAAGAUGUUCCAGGAUCUGGCAGUGUGCGUCUGCAGUGGGAGUCGGUAGGGACUGAGGAUGAGUCAGGGGCAGAUUUAGCCAUGACUGAUGUGUUGGAGCUUGGGAGAGCUUCAACGGGCCUUUCAGUUGCCUGAUGAUAGGGCCGCUGCAACAAGAGAGCUGAGGAAGAUUACUCGAUGUACAGGCAAUCGUGGUGGAUGGCAGUUGAUGACUAUCAAGCCUCCAAGUGGGAGAAUGUUGGGUUUGUGGAGGCUUGGGCUUGACUUAUAGGCCCGGCCCAUGUUUUGUAACCCUAGGUUUUUCUCUUAUAUAUUAGCCCUUGUAAUUUUAAUUCCGGGAGACACCACAAGUGAAAGUAAUAAAAUCCUCCUUGUUGCCUCGUGUGGAGUAGGUUGCAGUUGGCGACCGAACCACGUUAAAUUCUUGCGUGUCAUUUGUGUUCCGUUUCUCUCAGUUAUUUGUGUGUGUUGUGUGUUUACUAGACUCGAACCCGUGCGUUGCACGGUCUGAGUUAAAGCUAAAUAAAUAAGGGAAACAUUG
Cuscuta campestris is the source of this 2622-nucleotide messenger RNA. NCBI's taxonomy places the organism in Eukaryota, Viridiplantae, Streptophyta, Magnoliopsida, Solanales, Convolvulaceae. The record is from the annotation of a GenBank genome assembly.